UGAUUUUCUCUUUGAGGGGGGAGCUGUUCAAAUGUGCAGAGUUACUCUGUGAAUGCACAAAAGCUACCGUAAAUUCAGUUAAGAGCUAAGAGACAAGCUGAGAAACUUCUGCACUAAUGAGUUAAAAAAAACAUUAAAAUCCUGAACAAAUUGUCUCAUUUUCACACCAAAAAGUCAGUGUGAUUAUCCUGUUCUGACAUAUGGCCAUUUCGACAAAGCAGGGGGAUUUAAGGUAGUCUGGGCUAAAUGGACUUCAUCUUUGUUUCCUUACAUUUAGUUCAGACUACCUUAAAUCUGACACGUUAUCCAGGUAAGCAAGAAAUCCUGUUUUGUCGAAUACCUCACAGGAUUUGUCAGCUGGAUAAAUUAAGCCAAAUGUGUGGACUGUCCAAUAGGAGGAGAGGUAAGUGACAUACCUAUUGGACAAUUCUUACAUUUGGCUUAAGUUGUCUGGCUAAUGAAGAAAUCCUGCUUUGUGGAACACCCCCCGGUACUGAAGUAGGUCACAAUAAACAGGUGGAGAUAAAGCUGACCAUGAUUCUGUCUGUCAUAUAUUUCUUACAUUUGUUUUGUUAUAAUAAUAACAAUAAUUAAUAAUAAUAAAUUAUUAUUCUGCGAUGGGCUGGCCCCCUGUCCUGGGUUGUUCCCUGCCCAUAGCUUCCGGGAUAGACUCUGGACCCCCCGUGACCCGGAAGGAUAAGUGGUUUGUAGGAUGGGUGGAUGGAUGGAUGGAUGGUUAAUGCAUGUGGCUUACCAGCUAUACGCUUCCUUCUCCACCCGAGUUUCCAGGUGUCGACAUGCCACCAUCUCCACAUAUUUCGGGGACCAGAAGCCAGACUGUGCCGGUGCCUGUGACUUCUGCCGGGACCCCGGGGCGGUUCGCGCCCAGCUGGAGGCCGCUGGCCGCCUCUGCACCGCCAUCGGGGGGGCACAGGGCAGGGAGCCCCGUGGGACCUUUGGCUUCGACCCCGAGCUGUAUGCUGGGGGCAAGAAGGGCUACGGCUUUGAGAGGUAUGACGAGGAGUCCUGGCCCGCCCCCGAGGACGACUCGGAGAAGCGCAGGAAGGAGUUUGGCGACUUCUUCAGAAGGCAGAUGAGCAUGCGCAAGGUAGCUGAUGUAUCGAAGGAGACCUUUAUCCCUCCAGAUGCAGACUGUCCACUCCAGGAGGCAAGCAGCCAGCGAAUCCCAAGGCUUACUGUCAAGACUCGGGAACACUGCCUGUCCCUACUGGAAAGUGCCUUUAGGAACCAACAGGGGGCAGCAGACGCCGCAGCCAACCCCAACUUCCAGACGUUAGCCGUGGACCUCGAGCACGACAUCUUCAAGAGCAGCAAGUCGGCCAAUCUGUACAGGGCAGCCGUACUGAAGAGGGUGUCGGAGAUGAAGAAGGGGGCGGGGGGGGAGAAGUCGGCCCCCAGGGAGGUGGCGGAAGAGCCCAGCCGCCUCUUUGACGAGGGAGGCGUGCAAACCAACCUGAAAGAGACCCCCCCCUCUGGCUCGUCGCUGCCCACUGAAGAGGCUGUGGGAUUUACAACAGCCUCCCAGAUUUACUCUCUGAAACGUAAGCGAGUAGGGGUGGGGCUCCGUGGCUCCUCGAACCCCUUCCAGGUGGCCACCGAGCUCAAACUAAAUCACACAGUCAUGGUUGGAACUAGCAAGGGGGGAGGAGGGCAGCUCCAGGCCCCUACCCCAGUGGGCCCUGUCAGGUCUGCUGGGGAGGGAGAAGGAGGGAGCAGGACCUCCUGUACGGAUGCGUCCCCCAGCAAACCCACCAACCUGCUGGGCAGCCCCACCAAGCGGGGGUGCCAGGCCCCCAGCAAGAAGCACCUGAAGCUGGCUGAAGCCGCCCGCCAGCUCCGCCCCAUCUCGCAAUUCUUCAAGCCAGUGGGGGGGUGUAAGGAUCAGGACGCCGAGUCGUCAGCCGGGGGGGGGACGGGGCCCCAGCCCCAGCCUCAGGACCAGAACCAGCAUCCCCAUCCAGACUUCCCCACUCCUGAGCGCCAUUCGCAGGAGGACCCAGAACCGGCUUCAGAACCCCCCAGUGACGAUAAGCCAGUGGGCGGAGCUUUGGAUGGGAAGCCGUCGGAGAAGCCACGUGAGGGUGACCAGCGCCCCCCGCAGGCCAAACGGAGCCGGCGGCAGCAGGACGGGGGGAAGAAGGUGACAUUCAAUCUGGAGGUGCAGCAAAGCAGGAUUCGACCGGAUGCAGAGGCACCACCACAGAAAGCGCAGAAGGGGGUGACCCUCAAAGAGGCGGCGGACAUCGUGGUGCGAUGCCUGGACCCGCUGUACGCUCAGGGCAGGUUCGCCACCAAGGACCUUUUCAAAGCUUUUGCGCGCUUCCUGUCUCACCUGCUCACAACGGGAAAGCGACGUGGGAGGAGCCAAGUGAAAGGAGAUGCCGAGCGUCUGAUUGGUCAGCUCUUCAGCACCGUCCAGCGCUGUGAGAGCGAGGCAGACUGGCAGCAUUUGGGAGGAUCCAGCCGGGCUGGAGGCCAGAUGGACCAGGGGAGCAGCGGUGGAGACUCGGAGUGCCUCUCGGCUCCAUCAUAACGCGGAGACCUCGGAUCCAGACCUCGGAUCCAGAACCCGGACUGCUGCCGCUCUCACCGACAGCCUAGUGCACCAAAAGAGACACAAGCAAUUAGCUCUGGGCAGGGUUAGGGUACAGCUGCUGCCCUCCCCCCGCUGCUUCUUAGCUCAAAGAGGCCUUUUCGUGAACUUUGGAAGUGCCACCUGAGGAGACUUCAUUUUGCCCCCCCCCCCCCCCCCCACCCCCAUUGUCUGCCGGUGUAACUAUAGCGUCAGUCAGGUUUGUUCUUUUAAUUUAUUGUUGUUUUAUGUGUUGCCUUUUUGUUCAAUUUUAGAGUAUGGAAGAAUGAUAAAAUCCGUUUAUCCGGCAGUUUUUGUUGUACAUGUCUGUAUGUUUCUAUGUUCUUUGCAUUUCCUGUGGUGUAACUUUGGUGCGUUUUGACUUUGGUUUCUAAAGGUCGACCUCAUCGGGGAAUUAAUCAGCUUGGGGAUGUUGUCGCUUUGGGGUAGCGCCGAGUGAGCGAAUCCCCGAGUGAACACGGAGUUGGGUUAUUCUCCGAAGUCUUCUAUGCCACUGUGAUCCAUAAAGCUGCUUAGACUCUCCAAACGAGAUCCAGCCGUUUAGAAUAAACGCAGUUCCUGUGAACACCUCUGAA
This is a messenger RNA of Brienomyrus brachyistius, 3189 nucleotides long. RefSeq names its product ATP-dependent DNA helicase Q5-like. The record is from RefSeq and is a predicted model, not a curated record. Bases 713 to 2554 code for a protein of 613 amino acids. Lineage: Eukaryota; Metazoa; Chordata; Actinopteri; Osteoglossiformes; Mormyridae. The transcript is spliced from 12 exons.